AGGGAAAGCUCCAGGCUUAAAUCUUACUUCCCAUCCUCCUGCUGCCAUCCCACUCCCUUCUGGCUUGUGGCCAGGGGCGGUUGCUGCUGUACUCUGUAGAGAACCGCCCCUCUGAACAACUAAGAAGAAAUAGUUAAGUAUUAUACCUCCUUGCACUGUACAUGGGCUGCUCCCUCCUCCCCCCCUUCUUUUUUUAAUUCACAAGGUGAGUCAGAGUGGAGACAAGCUCCUUUCUUCCUGUUGAGAAUGAUUCAGGCAGGAGAGGCAAUAAAAAUUCCCUGAAAGAAGACAAGGAGGCACAGUGGAAUAGGCUGCAGCUGAAAAGCCACCAGAGACUACCUCUCCAUUCAAGACCUCCGCUGGGAAGAACGUUGGAUUUGAGUCACCUCUGGAGACAAAGCUAGUCCUGGGUUGCCCGAAAUGUCUCUACCUUGGCUGAUAACUCUGAGUUGCCUUGCAGCUUCACUUUUCCCUGCAACUCUUGGCACCCAAAGAAGAGAAGCCUGCAACUGCAAUGGGAAGUCCAGAUACUGCAUCUUCGACCCUGAAUUGCUCAGGCAACAGGGAAAUGGGUAUCGGUGCCUCAACUGUAUUGACAACACGGAUGGAAUAAAUUGUGAACGAUGCAAAGAGGGCUUCUAUCGCCGGUCUCAACAAGAUCAUUGCAUGUCCUGCAACUGCAACCUCAGAGGUUCUGUCAGUGCACAGUGUGAUAACCAUGGCCGGUGUCACUGCAAACCUGGUGUGACAGGUGAUAAAUGUGACCGAUGCCAGCAUAAUUUCCAUUCCUUCUCUGAGGCUGGAUGCAUAGAUGUUGGGCAAAUACAGAACAUUCAGUGUAAUUGUGAUCCAUCUGGAAGCACAGGGCAGUGCAUUUCUGGACGCUGUGUCUGCAAGACUGCAGUUGCAGGAGAGCGAUGUGACAGAUGCAAGGAGGGCUAUUAUAACUUAAAUGCAAGGAAUCCAGAGGGCUGUUCUCCAUGCUUUUGUUAUGGACAUUCAACUACAUGCUCCAGUGGGGAAAAUUAUAGUGUCUAUAAAAUUACAUCUACAUUUCAACAAGGUAAUGAAGGUUGGCAAGGUCAAGAAAAUGGAUCCCCAUUACAGCUCCAAUGGUCUCCACAGCACAACGAAAUUUCUGUGACCUCUAGAAGGCUGGGUUCCAGCUAUUUUGUAGCUCCAGCCAGAUUCCUUGGGAACCAGCAGCUAAGUUAUGGACAGAUGCUGUCUUUUGAUUAUCGAGUGAACCGACCUGGAUUUCGCCCUUCACAGCAUGAUGUCAUCCUGGAAGGAGCUGGCUUAAGAGCCAUGACCCAGUUCCCAUCUAAUGGCAGGAUGCUGCCUUGUGGAAUCAGGAAGACGUACACAUUCAGGUUAGAUGAACACCCAAGUAGUAACUGGAGCCCUAGGCUUAGUAAUAUUGAGUAUCAUCAGUUAAUUGGGAAUUUGUCAUCAAUUCGGAUCAGAGCCACUCAUGGAGCUGUCCCAGGGUACCUCAGUAAUGUCAUUUUGGUUUCGGCGCUGCCAAGCACUGGCUCUCCGGCCCCCUGGGUGGAGCAAUGCGUAUGUCCAACUGGAUACCAGGGGCAAUUCUGUGAGAAGUGUGCUCCAGGGUACAAAAGAGAGAAUUCACGUAACUUUGGGGCCUUCAGGCAAUGUGUUCUGUGCCAGUGCAAGGGAGGAGGAACUUGUGAUACAGAAACAGGAGAGUGUUAUGCUGGAGAUGAAACUUUGGACCAUAUAAGUACUGCUUGCCCAAAUGGGUUUUACAGCCUUCCUUGGGACUCAAAGAACUGCCAACCAUGCCCAUGCCAAAGUGGCUAUGGUUGCUCAAUCCUGCCGGGCACACAGGAAAUUGUUUGUAACAGAUGUCCUCCAGGAACCAGUGGUUCUCGCUGUGAGUUUUGUACCAAUGGUUAUUUUGGAGACCCCUUGGGUGAGAGUGGACCUGUACGACCCUGCCAACCAUGUCAGUGUAACGCUGUUGACCCAAAUGUUUCAGGGACUUGUGACCACUUGACAGGGGAAUGCAAGUGCAAGGAUGGAUUCUUUGCACAACCUUUAUCUGCAAACCCAGCAGAGAAAUGCCAAGCUUGUAAUUGCAAUUCAGUAGGUUCUGAGCCCCUACAGUGUCGUAGUGAUGGCAGCUGCAUUUGUAAGCCAGGAUUUGAAGGGCCUAGCUGUGAACACACUCGUUGUCCAAUCUGCUACCAGGAAGUGAAGACUCAGGUAGAUCAAUACCUCCAGCAGCUGCAGGGACUUGAGAUUCUUGCCUCUCGAGUUCAGACAAGUGGACAGCCAGCAGACUACAUUGAGCUGGAAAGGAAAAUGAGGGAGGCAGAGGAGCUGUUCCAGAGGAUUUUGAGAGACGCAGAAAUUUUACAAGCUACUGGCAGGGCUUUGGGGAACCGAUUUUCUAAGAUGAAGUCACAAGAGUUCACUUAUCAGAGUCAUCUGGAUGAGAUCAAUGAAAUAGCCAGCAGUGUGAACUCUCUGCGCAGUCAGUACCAGAGUCAGGUACAAGAUGUCCGGAGGCUGAUUGAGAAAGCCUAUUUGGAUUUGGAUCAGAGUAAAGCAAAGAUAGAAGGCGUGAUUGUUCCAUCUUCAGAUGCCACUGGAAGUAGUUCGAACAGGUUCUUAAUCCUAGCCAACGAAGCCAUGAAGUUAGCAAACAGUCACCUGCAGAUGGCAGAUACCAUUGAGGAAGCAGCCAGGGCAGCAGAAGAUGCCUCCCAAGAAGCACUGGCAUUGCUGCAGGCCUUUGCAAGUGGAGAAAGUAUUGGGACAACAUCUGUGCAAGGGCUCCAGAAAAAAUAUGAUGACCUGAAGCUGCUGACGAAGGAAAUGGAGGCUGAUGCUAGCCAAGCUGCCUCUAACGCUGAAAGGGUCUAUCAGGAUAGUCAGCAGCAGCUUGGCUCCCUGACUCAUUUAACAAAGACUGACACAAAAGUUUUUCAGGAGGAGGCUGGACAGCUCCAGCAGAAAAUGGACUCUUUAUCAGGCUUCAUAGAGACUUACAUGGCAGAGUAUAAGCAGCUGAAAAGCAACCUAGGGAAGUGGGAGGAAGAGAUCAAAGUGUUAUUGGAAAAAGGCCAAAAUGACAGACAGUCAUCAGUUCAAUUGUUGUCUCGUGUCAACCUUGCCAAGCAAAAAGCCCAGCAGGCAGUGACUGCUGGUGAUUCUGCUUUCAAUGAUGUUGAGAAUAUCUUGAAGAAGCUGAGGGAUUUUAAUUUUCAAGCAGGUGACAAGCAAAAAGAAGCCUUGGAUGCUAUGCAAAGAUUACCAUUCAUCAUCAAUAAAGUUGCAAGCGCCCGUGAAAAACUGAGGCGUGUAGAAGCAACCCUGGGCAAGGCUGUUAAUGAAGCAGAGUCAGCCAGGAGAAUGUCUGGUGAAGCAAGGGAGAUUGCUGAGAACAUUGAUCAGGAGAUAGGAAGGCUGGCCUUGGAAGCAAAUCGGACAGCAGAUGGUGUGCUUAUCUUGGAGAGUGGGAUCAUGUCUCUGAAGCAUGAGGUCAAACUUGUGGGGGAAGAAUUGCAAGAAAAGGGAAAGGCGAUUGAUAUGGAUGCCUCCAUGGCUCAAGGGAUAACUGAGGCAUCCCAGAGAGCCAGAGCCAAUGCUGUUAGUACUGCGAAUGCUGUCCAAGACAUACUCAGAUUCCUAGAAGAUGUUUCACGCAUGAUAGGACAACUAGAGGAUGUGGAUGAUCAAAGUGUGAACAAGCUUGAAACUAAUCUUGGCAACGCCAGAACAAGAAACAACCAGUUGAAAAAAAUGAUGCUGCAACUGGAGGAAACAGCCAGCUGGCAGAAGCUUCGACUCCAGACACUGGAUAGUAGCAUUACUGAGAUCCUUGCAGAUAUCAAGAACUUGGAGAUGAUCCAAGAUACUCUUCCUCCAAAAUGUUACAAUGUACAGGCCAUUGAGAGACCUUGAAGACCUUGCUGCGAAACCAGACUUCCAUCAACCCCAUUUACCAAGCCAUGGACAAACAUCAGGGUUAGAGAAAUGAUUUUGGGGUGAAAUGAAGAGAUGCCAGCCUUACAAGAACGGCUGCUUGUGACUCCACCGAACAGGUCCCUUGGAAGGUCUGUUCAUCAGGCUACUCUGCCUUGUGAGGCAACCACUACCUUUCAGCAGCAGCACAAUUCGAAGGGAAUGUAAUUCAAGCCCCAACACUCUUGAAAAAACAAGGGAAAAAAAAAUCUGUUGAUAUGACAGAGAAGCCAGCCCAUAAAGAACAGUGUGGAAGAGGCUGGAUAAGUAGGAUAUGUAUUUUCCAACAUAUAAAAUCCUAUGUAUUUUUCUUGUUUCACCUGAAGGUGCUAUCCCAGAUGGUCAUCUACUAUUGACUCUCCACUUUAUUUAGCCCUCGAUCUUCUUUUCAACUGUGAUUCAGUAGAAGAAAAUAGAUAUUGCUGCACCCUGCUAAAUUUAUUCUGCUCUAUUAUCAAAAUUCUAGGCAAUGAAUAAUUUGUUCCAAUGCAAAGAUCCAAUGUGAGAUGGCUUCCAGGCCUGACAUAAUUAACUUUUCCAAUAACAUUCUAGAAAUCCUUUUUCUAUCCAAAAACAUUUUUCCCCCACUACCAUUUCUGUGCAGCAGUGAAAUGCACUUACCUUCGCUACCGGUUUAGGGAAUGUGAGCAUGUGCGCCUCUUCUGCGCAUGCGCAGAGGGUCAGAAAUGGGAUGUAAUGAUGUCCCAGUGGAUGGGCGGAGCCUCCCACCACCGGCACUACCGGUUAGCGCGAGCCGGAUAGAUCAGGCUGGAUUUUACCGCUGCUCUGGUGGCUGUUCAGAUAAUCAUAUAGGAGAUGGAACAUGUAUCUAUCCAUAGACCUAAACCAGUUUUACAAUAAUUACCUCAGGCCAGGGAUUCUGGUAACUCUCGUUCUGCGAUGGGAAGAUUUUAGUAGAAUGUUCAGUAAACUGAUGGAAAGACAAUCCCCAAGCAGGAAAGUGUGGGCCUUUAUACACAGGUUACAUAAGCUUGUAUAAAUAGGCCUGCCUUCGAUAGAUGUGUUUUCUUCAUUUUCCUUUAUUUACUUUCUCUCCACUUACUAAAUGACAAACUAGGACGGGAAGAAUUUAAUAAGGGCAGUGGUCCAAAAGGUGGAUUUUUUUGGAGGGUGGGUACCGAUGUCACCUCAGUCUUGGUGUGGCAUUCAGAUCACUUCUUUGUCAAUUUAGAUGAUUCAACCGUUGUCCCAAGAUUUAUUACACACUAUGGUUCUAUUCUUUCCUGCUGAGGUUCAGAAUCAGUUCCUGAAAUACAAAGUAGGGUCUGCUGAGUUAAAUUAAGAAAAAAGAUAGGUUGAAAUUGUGGCACAUGAAAAAUCUUAAUGGUUUGCUGAAUUAGGAUUAAUAUGAACUAAGCUUAUAUUUUUGCUUGUUCAUAUUAAUAAAGCCCUCUCUCCCACUAAAACAGCAGUUAGGGUGUAUCCCAGCAGGAAGUUCCUUCAAAAAUAUAGUGCUCCAUCUACUCUCUCAGGCAACCUUAGUUAGAACAAAUGAUUCAAUAAAACCCAACAGGAAGAAACCUUACAGACUUUCAUCUUUUUACUGGCAACCUCAUUCAGUUACUUUGGACAGUCUCUGGACAGUCCUUUGCAAACGAUUGUAUCUGGGUCCAUACUGCAAAGUAUGUGCUGUACUAUUCAGCUACACCAGGGGUGCCACGUUGCCGUGAUGUAUCGUAACUUCCCCCCCCCCUUUGCUAAACCGGGGGUGGGCAUGGCCAGAGUGUGACGCAUCCAGCCCAUGCCCCGUGAGUUUGACGCCCUUGAGCUACAUCAAUCAAAUCCAUCCCCUACCAUUAAUUUUUUGGGAUCAGUCACAGUCUCUCAGUCUAGUUGUACAGUACUCCAACAAAUUUGUUGUUACAGGAAAAAAUGAAAUUGAAAGACCAUAGUCCUGGAGUAAAAGCGGGAUAUCUCUUUGUUCAAUAAAAAUAUAAAUUAUGCCAUUAUACAAAGGUUUAAUUUGAGAGAUUUUGGGGAAAAACAAUACUUUUAUGAUGCGUUGCUUUCUAACAGGAUUCUGCUUCUACACAAAAUAGUGUGUUCAGCCUAGGAUAUUUGCACAGCUGAUAUUCUGUCUGGUUUGUAUUUAGUUUGUUUUAAUCUUUUUUUUAAAGAGAGAAGAAACCUUUUGUCAUACUGUAAACAGAAAAUAUGUCCCCAAAUUCCCUAACAUCAAAGCAACAUUAAAAGCCAACAAAAUUUAA
Messenger RNA from Pantherophis guttatus, 6221 nucleotides. It is a transcript of the gene LAMC2, whose product is annotated as laminin subunit gamma 2. Gene Ontology annotation, cellular component: basement membrane. Lineage: Eukaryota; Metazoa; Chordata; Lepidosauria; Squamata; Colubridae. Gene Ontology annotation, biological process: tissue development; axon guidance; animal organ morphogenesis. The record is from RefSeq and is a predicted model, not a curated record.